UUGAAAAAGCCAGUCUCCUGCUUCAUGGGGAGAGAUGGGCUGAGACUCAAGAGGACACCACCGACCACCACCGACUCCACCGGGCCGUCAGUGCUGCAGCCACAGACCGGGAGACUCCGGAAUUCUUCCCAGUUCCACUUGCCCUUGCUCCUCUCCACUCCUGGCCCCAGCAGGCCAGGGAAUGUCCCGGCAGCGAGAUGCCUUACGUGGACCGACAGAACCGCAUCUGCGGCUUCCUGGACAUCGAAGAAAAUGAGAGCAGUGGCAAGUUCCUGCGGCGUUACUUCAUACUGGACACCCAGCAGGGAAGCCUGGUGUGGUUUAUGGACAACCCGCAGAAUCUGCCUGUUGGUUCUGAAUGCGUCGGUUCUUUCAAGCUCACCUACAUCUCUAAGGUCAGCGAUGCCACAAAGCUGAGGCCUAAAGCAGAGUUCUGCUUCGUCAUCAAUGCCGGGAUGAGGAAGUUCUUCCUGCAGGCCAAUGAUCAGCAGGACCUCGUGGACUGGGUCGACGCUCUCAACAAAGCCACCAAAAUCACUGUGCCAAAGUCGCAUGAUGGCCAACAGAAUGCAGAGAACCAGAAGGUUUUGCCAGAAGUCGCAGGACCAAAGAAACAGGUGUCUUAUAAGACCGAGAUUAUUGGAGGAGUCCCCAUCGUCACCCAGACACAGCGUGACGGCGGUGAUGGUGCAGACAGAGCAGAGCGAGACGCCAUGCAGCGCUCUCACAGCCAGCUGCCGUAUUUCCUGAGCAGGCCGACUCAGGAACACAGCGUCAUUAAGUCAGGUUACUGUGUCAAACAAGGAGCUGUGAUGAGGAACUGGAAACGUCGAUAUUUCCUACUGGAGGAAAACUCAAUGAGUUACUUCAAGUCUGAUCUGGAGAAAGAGCCUCUGAGAAUGAUCCCACUGAAGGAAGUUCACAAAGUCCAGGAGUGCAAACAGAGUGACAUUAUGAUGAGGGAUAACCUGUUUGAAGUCGUCACCACAUCAAGGACAUUCUACAUACAGGCAGACAGUCCAGAGGAGAUGCACAGCUGGAUCAAGGCUGUCUCAGGGGCCAUUGUGGCUCAGCGGGGGCCCGGGAGGUCUGCAGCCACAAUGCGGCAGGCCAGACGGCUGUCGAACCCCUGUAUACAGAGGUAUACGUCCCGAAUCGGGGAGUGCAGCAGCACUCUGCUGCAGCUGUGUACCUGUCUUAGAUGUGUGACAUCCUGCCUGUCUCUCCUCCUCCCUCCUGUCCGCUGCCUGAACAUGGCAGCCGUUCCACUUUCUACCGUAGCUCCUCGGGCCCCCCCGCCCCUCGCUCGCCCAUAUCUGCCAUGCCACCAUGCAACCCAGAGUGGGGGGCUGCUGUCACGUGCACACGCGCACAGCCUGGCGUGGGACAGCGAGCACUUCAUGAGCCUGCUGCCACGGCCCAGUCACAGCCACACGCCAGCACGCCUGUCCUUGCAGGAGACACGUCUGGCAAAGUGACCUGCAAGCCCUCUGUGACCACCAUCACCAACUCGGAGGAGUCACCGUGGCGCAGGCGGAGCAGCUUUGAGCCCCGCAUGCCUGAACCAGAACCUGUGGACUUGGAUGACGCCGACUUGCCAGUGAGCGAGGUCUGAGCCGGAGUGUGGAACUGCAUAUUAAAACGUGUUUAUCUGGAUGGAUGUUGAUGUUGAUGUUGGAUGGACGAAGAGGAAACCAGGCACGACAGGUGCAAAUAAAUGAGGGCAGGUGUUGGUUUUCAAACAGAAGCUGUUGGCAGAUCACAAACUGCUGAGCUCCCCCGUCAGUGCCGUCAGUGUGCGAGACAAACAUGUUGGGUCACCACUGGACUGCAUCUGUGUGCCAAAGACGACCCACUCUUUACCCCACGCCCCCCCGCCUGCCUGCUGUCUCACAAUGGCAUAUUUAUUUACCAAGAGAAGACGCCGUCAAACAAAAGUACAAACCUUAGUUCACUUGUGCGGAUUAGUUUUCAGUUGCAGACCUUUUAUUUGAACCUGUACAGUGUGCGUUCAGCGGCAUCUGUGGGGAGGAGGAUUUUUGUAAACCACUUUGUUCCAAGACUAAUAAGGGAGUUUUUAAGGGUGCCAGGUGUUUCCUCAUAUCUUAAAUAAGUGUUCGAACUGAGGACUGGCUUUUCAUAACCUCUCUUAUUUAAACAGUGUGGUCCGUUCAUGCUCAUUAUUUUAACACUGGAUUUAGAACUAGAUGCUAAAAAAGUUAAAAAACAAUAUGUAUAUGAUCCAGUGAGUUUGAUAAUGCCAGACCAAAUGUGUUUCAGCCUCAAAGCCUCAUUUAGUGCGAUUUCUUUUUUUUUUAGUUGACAAAUGUUUUGAUUUUAAACUUUAUGUUGAAUAUAGUGGAAGGUUACGGUCAGUUAUUUGUCCGCCGUGAGUUUCAUAGUUGACUGGUAUUGACCUCAAUCUGAAGUAGACUACAUGUUAAUGUACAGUUUUUACAGUUAAUCCACAAGCAGAGUUCUGUGCAGAGAAUGGACAGAAGAAAAAAAAUUGAAAGCGUUCACAGUUUAUUAAUCACUUCAAAACCUGAAUCAGCAUCUUCACAAACUGUACUUCAGCAGACACUUUGUGGACUCUUGUUUUGGACACUGGAAGGCAUGGGGGAGGGGGGUGGAGCAACUUUGUUUUAAGUAAACACAAAGUACAAGACAUGAGUUUGUAUGCAUUUUGUAAAUCAUAAUAAUAAAAGCAGCGUUGUGGUGGGUCAGCUCUAGAUGAGCUUCAUGUCCGGACAGACUGGGCUCUAACUGGUUUACGUGAAGUGAACAAAUGCUGAAGUCAGUUGUUGGAAGAAUUGAUGAAACUGUAAUAACACCACGCAAACAAAAGAUUCAAGCUCAGACACUUCCAUUGCAUGUUAACAAGUUAACAAUUCCUCAGAUUGUCUUUUUAGUUUUUGUUGACCUGCGGCUCGUCUGUGUGUUGUUUUUACAGGAUAGAGCCUUGUGCAUCAGAAUUAUUUUUUAUAUGCUUUUAGAUGUUUUCUUUAAUCCGUGUUAUUUUCCCAGUAGCAGGCAGGUUUUAUUUACAAUGUCCCACUGCUAAAUAACAAACACUAAUCUUUCCUCUUAUUUUUUUAAGUGCCUGCUCCAUUUCAUCCAACAAAGCCAUGUUCCUUCACCCCUGUUCAGUCUUGUGUAACUGGUUUGAAUUGUUUCUAUUUAUUAUGUGGAUGACUUGAAAGAAAUAAACACUGAAAAUGUG
Molecule: messenger RNA, 3223 nt
Organism: Platichthys flesus (European flounder)
Lineage: Eukaryota; Metazoa; Chordata; Actinopteri; Pleuronectiformes; Pleuronectidae
Product: pleckstrin homology domain-containing family A member 1-like
Exons: 14
Coding region: 198-1478 (426 amino acids)
Cellular component (GO): membrane; cytoplasm
Molecular function (GO): PDZ domain binding
Source: RefSeq, a predicted model, not a curated record